Haliotis rubra (blacklip abalone) is the source of this 441-nucleotide messenger RNA. Its product is annotated as protodermal factor 1-like. Lineage: Eukaryota; Metazoa; Mollusca; Gastropoda; Lepetellida; Haliotidae. The coding region runs from base 1 to 441 and encodes 146 amino acids. The record is from RefSeq and is a predicted model, not a curated record. The transcript has a single exon.
AUGACCCCAUACACGUCCUACGUCCAUCACACCAGCCAGCAGUCUACCCCCAACACCACACCACGACCCCCAUACCCGUCCUACGUCCAUCACACCAGCCAGCAGUCUAUCCCCAACACCACACCACGACCCCCAUACCCGUCCUACGUCCAUCACACCAGCCAGCAGUCUACCCCCAAUGCCACACCACGACCCCAUACACGUCCUACGUCCAUCACACCAGCCAGCAGUCUACCCCCAACACCACACCACGACCCCAUACCCGUCCUACGUCCAUCACACCAGCCAGCAGUCUACCCCCAACACCACACCACGACCCCCAUACCCGUCCUACGUCCAUCACACCAGCCAGCAGUCUACCCCCAACACCACACCACGACCCCAUACCCGUCCUACGUCCAUCACACCAGCCAGCAGUCUACCCCCAACACCACACCAUGA